GCAGGCUGAGCUUGCUCCGGAAGGCGGGCAGGGGGCGGGGCACAAAAGGGUUUUUUUUUUUUUUCCUCCUCCCCUCCCCCCCACCUUCCUGGAGCUGCCGCGGAGACGCGCAGGUGGAGACAGCGCUCCCCGGAGGGGGGCUUCGGCCUCGGGGGCCCAGGAGAUGGCUGCGGGGACCCGCCUGGAGGACGGUUCAUUGGAUCUCACCCAGAGUAUAGAAGAUGAACCCCUUCUAGAUGCUCAACUUCUGCCACAACAUCCAUUGCAUGUUCAUUUCAGACCUAGAUUCCACGCCCUUCCUACUGUCAUCAUAGCAAAUCUCCUCUUGUUAAUACAUGUUAUAUUUGUUGUUUUAGCAUUUUUAACAGGUUUGCUUUGUUCUUAUCCUAAUCCAAAUGAGGACAAAUGCCCAGGAAACUACAUCAACCCAUUUAAAGUUCAGACUGUGGUCAUCCUUGGAAAAGUGAUUUUAUGGGUCCUUCAUGUGUUUCUUGAACGUUACAUCCAGUAUCACCAUAGCCAAGUGAGAAACCGAGGCUACAUCAUCAUCUACAGAUCCACAAGACAUCUGAAAAGAUUGUCAUUAAUGAUACACUCUACUGGCAAUGCAGCCCUACUCCUCAUCCUGUGUAUCCAGCACUCCUUCCCUGAUCAUGGUCCCCUCUAUCUCUACUUCAUCCUGGCAGUUCUGGCCUUGGAGCUGAUUUGUUCCCUGAUAUGUCUAGUCAUUUACACAGUGAAAGUAAGAAGAUUUAAUAAAGCCAAACCAAGACCUGAUAUAAUUGAAGAAGAGAAGAUGUAUUCAUAUGCCAACAAUAGUACCUCAGAGACUGGAUUCAGGACUAGUUCCAGUCUAGAAGAAGUAGUUGAAAAGCAAGGAGAUAUAAUAGAAUACCUGAAACGACACAAUGCUCUGUUAAGUAGGCGACUACUGGCCUUCACAUCCCCUGAUUCAGCUUCUCAGCCAAGUAGAGAGUGAAGGCUCUCAAAUCUGCAGCAUUUCUAGAAUAAUCCAAAAUAAAACCGUUCAUAUUGGACCUCCGGACAAGCUGCUAGAAUUCAAUUAGAGCUUUUGCUGGCUAGCUUUUUAAAAAAUAAUUUAUAUUGGAAACUUGAAUUUUGUUUUUAGGUAUGCUGGACUUUUCUUCUGUUGCUACAGAUAUAAGACUUCUUCUGUAUCUGAAAAAAACAUUUCUAUGAUCAGUACUUAAAUGUAUAGGCUUAUGGGGCAGCUAGGUGGUGCAGUGGAUAAAGCACCGACCCUGGAUUCAGGAGGACCUGAGUUCAAAUUGGGCCUCAGACACUUAACACUUACUAGCUGUGUGACCCUAGGCAAGUCACUUAACCCCAGUUGCCUCACCAAAAAAAAAAAGAGAAAAAAAUGUAUAGGCUUACAGAUACCCAUUUAACUAUUUUGUUUCCUUAAAGGUGUAGUUUCAACUGCUCCCCUGUUAACACAUCCAUAUUAACUUAAAGCUUCUGUUUCUUUUCUCUUUAUAGAGGUGUAGUUAAUCAUUCCAGAGAAGUUUUUAAAUAGAAGAACUCAAUCUAAGUUUCUUAAGGUUACCAAAGCCACCAUGAUUGUGUAAGACAAAAAAAAAUCCCCUCAGAUCAUUUCUAUAUGCUUGCCUUGUGGUGCUGGGCAGAAACUCAGUUCACUCACACUAAGGCUGGCAUUAGAAAGUUUACAUUGUUGAAUUGAUUUUUAUGAAAGGAACCUUGUCCAGUUGACAAAAAGUAAACUGAAUUUGUUUCUCCAUUCUCAUCUUAAUUGUAAAUUUAGAGAUAAGGCCAAAUUGGCAACCUGACAUAUUCAGUUAACCAUAUAUCUUUAAUGGUUCAAAUAAUCUCUGAAAGAUGGUGAUUAGUCAAAUACAUUAUUUCCCCUCUGCCAGAUUUCAUUUUAGUCCACACAUUUGCAUUAAAUUCUUCUUUAGGAAAAUCUGGUUUGUUUAGGUUGUUUUUUUUGAAACAGAGGUUAGUCCUGUGGGUAGGAAGAAUGGGUUUCUUCAGUGUGUCAAUAUAUUUAUAGAAACUUGUGUAUAUAAUAUAUUAUGUAUACAUUUAUAUUUAUCUUUGAAGACUCAAUAGUUUAAUUAUACAUCACUUGCAAGAUGUGCAGUAUUAAGCUUAUCACUUUUAUUACUACUUCUUAAUUAGUGAAUGAAGUGAUGUAUCCUUUUAAGGUGAUUGUGGCACCUGCAAACAAACAGUUCUCUGUGUGUGUGUGUGUGUGUGUGUGUGUGUGUGUGUGUGUGUUAGGAUGGAAAAAUAUGCUCUAUGUAGCUUCUGACUUGUGUGAGUAUGUCUGGGUCCUUUUUUAAACUCUAGAUUUUAUCUGGGUUUCCUACUUUGUAUUUGUUGAUUUGUAUCUUAAUGCCAUGCCAUUCCUAAGGAAGCCUCUUUCUCUUGCAUUCUAACAAAAGUUAUUAUGCUCUGCCAUCAACUUUCCCACCAUUCUUUAAGGUGUGGAGGAGGAGAGAUUAUUUGGCAACUCCAUUUGGUGUCUAUAAUUCCAUUUUAGUCAUUUUGUAAGAAUUAUGGAAUGUGUUUUGGUUUAAAUGACAGGUAUGUUGUGGAGAUUUUUUUUAGGAUACUCAGGUUUUGACAUGUGUGUGUAUGGCCCAUCUGUACUUAGUUUCUAAACUGAAUAAUAAAUACUUUGAAUUGUUCAAACAAUAAAUACUGCUGA
This is a messenger RNA of Dromiciops gliroides (monito del monte), 2692 nucleotides long. RefSeq names its product transmembrane protein 192 (gene TMEM192). The transcript has 6 exons. The coding region runs from base 164 to 979 and encodes 271 amino acids. NCBI's taxonomy places the organism in Eukaryota, Metazoa, Chordata, Mammalia, Microbiotheria, Microbiotheriidae. Gene Ontology annotation, cellular component: lysosomal membrane; late endosome. The record is from RefSeq and is a predicted model, not a curated record.